Molecule: messenger RNA, 2700 nt
Organism: Manihot esculenta (cassava)
Lineage: Eukaryota; Viridiplantae; Streptophyta; Magnoliopsida; Malpighiales; Euphorbiaceae
Product: pentatricopeptide repeat-containing protein At5g27110
Exons: 1
Coding region: 309-2429 (706 amino acids)
Biological process (GO): RNA modification
Molecular function (GO): RNA binding; protein binding
Source: RefSeq, a predicted model, not a curated record
UAUUAUUAUUAUUAUAUCAUCCAUUUGAUAAACUUAAAUUUGAAUCCCACAUCUUAAUUACCUACUAAUUAAAAGUGUUUAAUUCAUCAAUAUACAUAUAAAUAAGCAUCCAGUUAUUAGUUUAGUGGAUGAUUUCUCCAUUCAUAGACCGUAGUAUACGCAAUGCCCACGAGAUGAAGAAUUCAAAUUCCUGGCCUCCAAUCGCAAAUCAUGCAUACAAUUAACAGCUAUAACAUCUCCAUUGUGACCAAAACUUUCUUUCCUGACUAUGCCAAUUUUGUUUAUAAUUUCUGCCAACCAACUCUUGCAUGGACUUCGCAAAGCUACUGUCUAUCUUAAGAAAAUGCAUGACUACCAAGUCAAUACGGCAAGGCAAACUCAUCCACCAAAAAAUGGUCACUUUAGGCCUACAAGACAACAUUGCCUUGUGCAAGAACCUUAUCAACCUCUACUUCUCUUGCCAAUACUAUGACCUCGCUAAGCUUAUUUUCCAAAGGGUUGAGAACCCAUUAGACAUCUCCUUGUGGAAUUGCCUUUUGGCUGCUUACACCAAGAAUCAUAUGUACAUGGAAGCGCUUGAACUUUUUGAUAGGUUAUUGCGAUAUCCUUUCGUGAAACCUGAUAGUUUUACCUACCCAAGUUUGCUAAAGGCUUGUGGUGGGUUAGGUGAAGCUAGUUAUGGGAGAGAGAUUCAUGCGCAUUUGAUAAAAUCUGGUUAUGUGUUUGAUAUUGUUGUUGGGAGCUCUCUGGUGGGGUUGUAUGCGAAGUGCAACUUGUUUUCGUGUGCUAUACAGUUGUUUGACGAAAUGCCUGAAAGAGAUGUGGCGAGUUGGAAUACUGUUAUUUCUUGUUUUUACCAAUGUGGCAAUGCUAAGAAAGCGUUGGAACUGUUUGGGAAAAUGAGGGAUUCUGGGUUUGAGCCGAACUCAGUGACAUUGACGACUGUCAUCUCAUCAUGUGCAAGGCUGUUGGACUUAGAAAGAGGUAAAGAGAUUCAUAGGGUAAUUAUAAAAAGUGGGAUGGUAUUGGAUGGUUUUGUUAGUUCUGCUCUUAUAGACAUGUAUGGAAAAUGUGGCUGCUUAGAUAUAGCUAAAGACAUUUUUGAGCAGACGCCAAAAAAGCCUCUGGUUGCUUGGAAUUGCAUGAUUGCAGGAUACAGUUCGGUUGGUGAUAGCAAAAGAUGCAUUGAACUUCUUAAGAGAAUGAAUCUUGAAGGAAUUAAACCAACUCUAACCACUUUAAGUAGUAUCUUAAUGGCAUGUUCAAGAGCAGCCCAACUUCGUCAUGGAAGAUUCAUGCAUGGAUAUGUGAUUAGAAACAGUAUUAAGGCUGAUAUUUUUGUUAUCAGUGGAUUAAUUGAUCUAUACUUCAAAUGUGGAAGAGUCCACUCCGCUGAAACUGUCUUUGAAAUGCUGCCGAAGGAAAAUGUAGUUUGUUGGAAUGUUAUGAUUUCUGGAUAUCUGACUGUGGGCAAUUAUUUUGAGGCACUUCACAUGUAUGAUGAAAUGAAUGUGGCCGGUGUAAAACCAGAUGCUGUAACGUUCUCUAGUCUCUUAUCAGCUUGUUCACAACUAGCAGCCUUAGAAAAGGGUAAAGAGAUACAUAAUUGUGUCUCCGAGAGGGGAUUAGAGACUAAUGAAGUUGUCAUGGGGGCUCUCCUUGACAUGUAUGCUAAAUGUGGUGCUGUAGAUGAAGCCCGUAUCGUUUUUAACAAGUUGCCAGAGAGGGAUGUUGUAUCAUGGACUUCAAUGAUUACUGCCUAUGGAUCUAAUGGCCAAGCUUUAGAAGCUCUGAGGCUUUUUGGUGAAAUGCAGCAGUCUAAUGCAAAACCAGAUGCAGUCACUUUCCUUGAAGUUUUGUCAGCUUGCAGCCAUGCAGGAUUGGUUGAUAAGGGCUAUUAUUAUUUCAAUCAGAUGACCAUCAAGUUUGGAAUUAAUCCAAGAAUUGAGCACUGCUCUUGCUUGAUUGAUCUUCUUGGGCGUGCUGGAAGAUUGCGUGAAGCUUAUAGCAUUCUCCAUAGCAAUAGAGAAAUUACAGAAGAUGUUGGAUUGUUAAGCACACUAUUUUCUGCGUGCCAUUUGCAUAAAGAUUUAGAAUUGGGGGAGGAAAUUGCAAAGUUGCUUAUUAAGAAAGAUCCUGAUGAUCCAUCAACUUAUGUUACUUUAUCAAAUAUGUAUGCGUCUGUGAAGAAGUGGGAUAAGGUGCGCACAGUGAGAUUAAAGAUGAAAGAGUUAGGACUGAAGAAGAAUCCAGGGUGUAGCUGGAUUGAGAUAGACAAGAGAAUCCAAUCUUUCUUUGUCAAAGAUCAGUCACACCCAGAAGCAGAGGCAAUACAUGAGUGUCUUACAAUUCUUACCAGUCACAUGGAAAAGGAUGAGAUUUUGCCUCUUAACAUAGAAGAAUCUACUAGUUUCCAAUUGGAAGGAUAAUCUGUUCAAUGAGACCUGACGUUUGCCAGGAAUUGAAUGUGAAAGAGCAGAGGUGGUGUCCUCUUCCAAAGCUUAUACAAGUCACAUGGGAAAGGAUAAAAAGACGGCCAUAAAGGAUAACAUGCAGCCCUCUCUGAAAAAAACACACAAUGGAUAGGCGAAUUGGGAAAGUAUAUUUUUCAAGGGUACAUAAGAUAUAUACCAAAAAUUGGAUAAAAAUUUCUGGCUCCAACAAAAAUGCCAUAAGAAAGAAUGUUGGAGGUUGUUGUAA